Messenger RNA from Hibiscus syriacus, 2279 nucleotides. RefSeq names its product IRK-interacting protein-like. The record is from RefSeq and is a predicted model, not a curated record. Bases 198 to 1946 code for a protein of 582 amino acids. Lineage: Eukaryota; Viridiplantae; Streptophyta; Magnoliopsida; Malvales; Malvaceae. The transcript has 2 exons.
CUUUAGUUUCUGGUUCUACACGAUUCUAAGCUGGAUAUGCUAUCAUCUUCAUCUCUGCAAAUCAAAUCCAACCGUUUAUUACCCACCUUCCAAUCUUCUUUCUUCUUCUUUUCCUCUCAUUCAAACACAAAAACAAAAAGAUCCCUCAUUUUUGCUAUGUAGUGUAUUAUUCUUUGGGUGUUUUUCAUCCUCUAUUCAUGGCUGCUGCAGCGACUUUUUCACAAAUCUUUCAAAACCGUCAAAGUGAUGAUAAGAGCAUCAGUAACGUAGACGUUAGCAGGGAAGAGAUACAGGCUGCCAUUGCCAAGGCUGUGGAGCUCAGAGCUUUACAUGCAGCUCUUGUGCAAGGAAACUGUUACCCUGCAAAUCUCAGAUACCCAUCUUCUUCUUCCCCUGUUUCACGUCCUCUCUCUCAUUUAUCUGCUCAGGAUUACCCUGUUUUCACUCCUAGUUAUGAGGAUGAAUCAUUAUCUGGAUAUCAUACAAAUAAACAAGCUUUAUCUGAAAGUUGGGAUGAACGUGGUCUAGAAGCAGGAAACGGCAUCGAAACUGUAGUUUCAGAUUAUAAGAAGAAAAGAUUUUCUCUGACAUUGGCUGCCUUAGAAUCCCAUAUUUGUCCUGCCGAUGACCAAAAAUCCGUCGCCGGCUCUUGUCCAAAUCACAUCACCGUCCUACAAACAUCACCGUCCGUUGAAACUAGGAGGAAUAGUUUGGGGGAUUUGAAAUCGGUGUCAUCUUGCAAUAGAUGCAAGCCGGCUGUCAUAACAUCUGAAUCCGAAAAUGUUGUUAGGACAAUCAAGAAUUCGGAUACGGUUGCGCCACUAUCGGAUUCCCAUUCAUCUGUUCAAUCACAACCCCGGAACCGAGGGGUGAUUUCACGGUUAUUCCCUCGGUUAAUGAAGAAACAGAAGAAUGAGAAUUCUCCGAACCGAACAGAAUCCGAGGAGAUUUUGCAGGUACUAAAGGACUCCGGCAUGUUGUCGAUCGAAACGCUGAAGAAAGAUUUGAUAGAAGCACAUGCGAAUAGAGAUGCGGCCCUUAUGGAAGUUGCCGAGAUGAGAUCUUCACUAGGAGAGCUAAAGCAGAAGCUGGAACAUUUAGAAACCUAUUGCGAAGAUCUCAGGAAGGCCUUGAGGCAAGCAACGCAAAAAAAUGAUUCUCAACUCAAUGAAAAGCUAGGAGAUUGUCCUAGGAAGGGGAAAGCCAUUGAUGUGAAUGAACAAAGCUUGAUGCCUGUCAGUGAGGAGGUAAUGUCAGAGGGUUUCUUGCAGGUUUUAUCGGAAGCAAGAUUGUCGGUGAAACAAUUCUGUAAAAUACUUAUAGGAGAGAUCGAAGAAACCGACAAUGCUUUAACGGAGAAUUUGAAUUCACUUCUUCGACCAUAUAAGCUUUCAAUGAAUUCCAAGUACUCUAAGGCUGUAUCAUACCAUUUGGAAGCAAUUAUAAACCUAUCUCUCUACCAAGACUUUGAGAACUGCGUGUUUCAGAAGAAUGGUUCACAAAAGCUCUUGGACCCUCAACAAGAUCGCCAAGCUCAAUUCUCGUCGUUCGUUGCACUUAGAAAUCUAAGCUGGAAUGAAGUGCUGAGGAAAGGGACUAAAUAUUACAGUGAAGAAUUCAGCAAGUUUUGCGAUCAGAAGAUGAGUUUAAUAAUUUCGAUGUUGAAUUGGACUAAACCAUGGCCUGAACACUUGCUUCAAGCUUUCUUUGUUGCUGCCAAAUGCACAUGGUUGCUUCAUUUGCUUGCAUUUUCGUUCCAUCCACCGCUGGGGAUUUUAAGAGUAGAAGACAACACAACCUUUGAUCCACAUUACAUGGAAGAUAUGUUUAUGGAAAGGCAGAGAUCUCAUGGACAAAACCGAGUAAAGAUCAUGGUGAUGCCAGGGUUUUAUGUGAAGGGCAGGGUUUUAAAGUGCAAGGUGCUCUGCAGAUAUAAAAAAGUCUAAUUUGCUUCAAAUUGCUGGUAUUUCAAGUAGAAACGUUUGUAAUUAGCUAAUAUAUUUGUAACAUAUGUGAGAGUGGAUCAAUUCAAAUCCAUCAUCUCAGCCAAUAGCUUCGUAUGCGUCUCCUUGGCAUCUGAUAUAUCCUCCACAAUUUUUGUCAACUCCUUUGCGUUGUUCAUAUCUCCGGCUUUCAAGUAGCCGUCAAUGACUGGAUUUGCAGGGGCCGGGGACUUCGGCGGUUAUUUUCAGAACCACUAUUUUUGCUUCAUCAACGUUCUUCAUCCUACGAAGACCAAGAACAACUGAUGAGAAUGGCUUGAUGGCAUAUUUCCUUAC